AUGGGGCUCUGGCCACUUGCCCUACAAGUAAUCCUUGUGCCUCAAAGUGUCUUUGGAGACGGACACGGAGAUCGAUACGAGCAACUGUCGUAUUUUGCCUUUGAAAAUGACCAUUAUCAAGUACUCGCACCCCGUCUACUGGACUGCAAUGAACUUCAAACGGUGCUCUUCAAUGGAGCUACACCAAAGCCAACGACCGAUCUCGUGCGUGCGGUACCUCAGCAAAUAUUUGAGCAAGUUCGUGCUUUUGUGGUGAACAAAACGACCGAGGGCCGAGAAGCAAUGCUGUCGGUAUCCUCGGACAUCCUCGGUCUUCCAGCUGACAAGAGUGUCUGCUUUGGAGGUGUAGAUGAUGAAGGCGCCAUACAGAUUGAAGCUCUACUAAGCGCUGCGGACUCCCCGGUGUUUGGUGUGGACGGGUCGUGUCUGGAGACAAGUGACUCUCACAUUCGUAUUCGUCUGCAAUCGACCGAGUUUUACGUCCCCGACUCAAUGGGUGAGCUCAAUCCAUCCCGAUCCUCUGGUGCCAUGUUGAUCACAUCUCUGGUCGGAGCAAAUUUGAACCCUGUGAAGAGCUCAUGCUACGAAGCCACCCGUAAGGCGAGGAACGUAGAGACCCAACGUAACUCUCAGUACCUCCGUCUGGUGUCAGUGUACUCAAAGCAAUUGGUAGUCCCAGAAACCUGUGACGAAUUUAGUCUAUACGGUGGAGAACGCGAUCAGUUUGGCACAACGUACGUACUCGUUCCCAGCACCGUGGCGAAUGAUUCAAUGUGGCUAUCUGAGUGGACAGUCGAAAAGGCAGCAACUGGUGAGGUGCUGCGUCAAAACUUUGUGAACCACAAGGUGAACGAAGUGACAGUGGACAGCACGUACAGUAUUCGACUAGUGAUCAGUCUGCAGAUCUUGGCACUCGUGGUGACUGCGUUCUUGACAAGUAUGCGUGGAUGGUACAAUAUGAAAUGUGCCUUCGUAUCUCCAUGGUCACGAGUCAUGAAUGCCACGACGAGUUGUACCAUUGCAAAGGUAGUUCGCAGUAGCUAUAACUUCAUUCUGGUCGCUCAAAUGGUCUUGGGAAUGAUCCAAUGGCGUAAACAACUGACGAUCGAUUUGUUGGUCGGAGCUGAUACGAACGAAGCUGUACUCCGCGCCUUCGGAUGUGGAACGCUGGUAGUAGUACUCGCGAUUAAUAUUGUUUUUGCUCGUGCUGGUGAUCUAAAGAUGCAAGAGAUGGAACCGAGUUUCGCGCACGUAUUACUAGCGACGGGUAUGACCUCGGUAUCAGCAAGUGACGUUACUAAGUAUUCAGGUUGUCGUGGCUCUGCUGUUUGCGCCAAGGAAGUAUCACUGGGCAUUUACACCGUUGUACUUGUUAUCGUCAUAGCCGGAGCGACUUUUAUUGGAUUGACUGCUCACGCUAUGUUACAAACCUUAGUUCGCAAAUCUCCAAAGAUUGGAGUAGGUACUAAGAAGUCCUACAAUAUCGGAACUCCAAACUCCGACGCAGUGCCACCCGAAGUUAACUCCUUCACGCGUUUUUUGGAUGAUCGGUCACGGAGUACGUCUCUCUAUGAUAACAGCACGGAAGUGUAUGUGCAACUGUCGCCAGGUGAUGCACUGCUCUCCACGCGAGCUCAACUGGAGGCGAGUGGAUUUGUUCUGGCGACUUCGAUUCUCUUCCGGUAUCGAGACCUUCCUCUAUUUCUUGUUGCUCGUAUUUUACCGAUUCAAUUUCUCAACUUUUUCAACAUGACGGUGACAACGUAUGAGCUGAUCCACACGAGCAGGAUGCUGAAUGAAGUUCCAGUAGUGCUCGUUGCAGAUCAGGUUAUACACACACACUGGUCCAAGUUGAAAGAGGGACGAUUGGAUUGGAUGAACGAAUAUUUUGGUGGCAAUGGGGAAACUUCGUAUCGAUCUUCAAGAGAGUCCAACAGACGGCAAUCUGUUCAAAAGCAAGUGAACACGUAGUUUCCAGGGUGUUUCGCCGCCUUUUGACAACUUGCCAACGUUGUUGACCUUAAUACAUACAUUGCUUCUAGGAUA
Phytophthora infestans T30-4 is the source of this 2046-nucleotide messenger RNA. RefSeq lists its product as uncharacterized. The record is from RefSeq and is a predicted model, not a curated record. The coding region runs from base 1 to 1971 and encodes 656 amino acids. The transcript is spliced from 4 exons. NCBI's taxonomy places the organism in Eukaryota, Oomycota, Peronosporomycetes, Peronosporales, Peronosporaceae.